Messenger RNA from Salvelinus namaycush (lake trout), 4004 nucleotides. RefSeq names its product tribbles homolog 2-like. The record is from RefSeq and is a predicted model, not a curated record. The transcript has 3 exons. The coding region runs from base 1125 to 2162 and encodes 345 amino acids. Gene Ontology annotation, biological process: regulation of MAP kinase activity; positive regulation of proteasomal ubiquitin-dependent protein catabolic process; protein phosphorylation. Lineage: Eukaryota; Metazoa; Chordata; Actinopteri; Salmoniformes; Salmonidae. Gene Ontology annotation, molecular function: mitogen-activated protein kinase kinase binding; ATP binding; protein kinase activity. Gene Ontology annotation, cellular component: nucleus.
AGGCAGGUCUGCGUGUAUGUGUGUGAGCGAAAGAGCGUGUGUGGAAGCCUAUCCGCCAGGCUGUCGGCUCCUGCACUGAGGCACGGUGUGUGUUGCGCGGCUGACCUCGCAUUGAAUGGACUAGAUUUUCCCAGCCACGUAAGUACACACCACGGCCGGAAAGGAUGUCUUGCUGAAUCAAGGGAAAGGCCUGGGAAAGUCGGCCAUCCCUUAAUUCCAGCAGCUGAAACAGUCGACGACAGUAACUUCGGUUUUUAAAAUUCGUCGCAAAGGACAUCCACUUCCGAACACAACAAAGGGCUACGAAUUCUGGAUGGUUUUCUCUCCAUAUUUGGUCGAUGGCAAUCCCCGAAGCUCGCUGCAUUUGUGGAACGAACAAGGCCCAUCUGACACUGGCCUGGUAGCUAUGAAGCAAUAGCAUUGCUUUUGCUAUCAAUAAUUAAUGUUGAUUUUAUAUAUAGCCUACGGUAGCUUGCAACGUCGGUGCGAUUUUAACCGCGGUUACUUUGUAUGGUCUCAGUCUGCAAGCUAUUAGACGGAUACAUUGUUUCUAUUUUCUGAAACGUGUCAUGUAAUUCAAUUAAUCUGCGGGAUAGUUUUAUGCUAAAUAUUCAAUAUAGCAGUCCAAUCGUCAUUACAAAGCUGACAUUCGGUAGGAUUUGAGUGUUUCGUUUGUAGCAAAUCGGCAUUGCUGUCUCUCGCACUCUGAAAGCGUUCAUGCUCAAAUGCAGCACUCUCUCUUCUGCAAAGGGCUGCCGUGCGUUAUGGGGCAGUGAACAAUGAUCUUGUUUUAGUCCUACAGCUGGGUAGAUAAAGACCACAUAUUGCAAAAAAAUAUCUUCGAAUUGCCUCUUUCUUUGCAUGUAUUGCAUACGAGCCCUCCAGCUGUACAUAUAUAGCUUGACAUAGCCUAGUCUACGUACUACAGUGUAAUAGGUGCCCUUGCAAAGGUAGCACAAAAUAUUAUCUAGAUUUAUAUUUUUUUAAACGGCAGCUACAAAGUAUUGGGCCACAACAACCAAUCUAUUGACUCAAGUUUACAUCCCAAAGAAGUGCUGCUACACAUCCCUGCCUUCGAAGAGAAGAAAAACCCCGAUAGUUUGGAAGUAUUUCAGGGAAUCCUGAUGAACAUACAAAGAUCAAAUCCCAUCAACAUCUCGCGUUAUGGGAGAUCACGGCACAAAGCAACCGAAUUCGAGGAGUUAUCUUGCUUGAGGACAACAGAAUCCAGCCAGAGUUUCAGUCCUAACCUAGGAUCCCCUAGCCCCCCUGAAACACCAGAUUCCUCCCACUGUAUCUCCUGCAUCGGGAACUACCUGCUCCUCGAGCCAUUGGAGGGGGACCACGUUUUCAGAGCCGCCCACCUGCACACCGGUGAAGAGCUUGUAUGUAAGGUGUUUGAGAUAGGCCGUUACCAGGAGUCCCUGGCAGCCUACUUCGCCCUGGGCAGACAUGAGCACAUCAACCAGGUGGUGGAGAUCCUGCUGGGGGAGCAGCGGGCCUACGUCUUCUUCGAGAGGAGCCACGGAGACAUGCACUCCUUCGUCCGCACCUGCAAGAAGCUACGCGAGGACGAGGCCGCCAGACUCUUCCGUCAGAUAGCCUCGGCUGUGGCGCAUUGCCAUGACAACGGCGUGGUCCUCCGGGACCUCAAGCUGAGGAAGUUUGUCUUCCGGAACGAGGACAGGAGCCUUGUGAAGCUGGAGAGCCUAGAAGACACCUACAUCCUGGAGGGCCAUGACGACUCUCUGUCAGACAAACAUGGCUGCCCCGCCUACGUCAGCCCCGAGAUCCUCAACGCCAGCGGCAGCUACUCGGGCAAGGCGGCCGAUGUCUGGUCCCUGGGUGUCAUGCUGUACACCAUCCUGGUGGGCCGCUACCCCUUCCACGAUGUAGAACCCGGCUCCCUGUUCAGUAAGAUCCGCCGGGGCCACUUCAGCAUCCCAGAGACCCUGACGCCCAAGGCCAAGUGUCUGAUCCGGAGUAUCCUCCGCCGGGAGCCUGCAGAGCGUCUCACGUCCCGGGAGAUCCUGGAGCACCCCUGGUUCUUAUCCUCCGGGGCAGCAGGUGGCGCUGUGGUCCAGGGGAGAGGGGAGAGGGAGCAGGAGCAGACUGUGCCCGAGGUGAACAUGGAGGAGGAGCUGGAUCAGUUCUUCAGCUGAGCAGACAGGAAACAGGAAGCACAAAGGGAGGACUACCCCACAACGCGGAACAAAUGCGACACGCUCGGAAAGAGCCUAACGGUAGAUUAGUUGUUUAGCAGGUGAAACAUUGUCACUCACAGAAAAGGUGUUUCCAUCUUUUUUUCUUUCCAUUCCAUGGAAAACCAACCUCGAGGCGGAGCCGGGUGGUGAAUGGCUCACAAACAUCACGGUGGCGGGACUUCUGUUAAGAGGAGUUGCCGCCACUAGACAUGCAAGUCGCAAACAAUGUAGCAAACAUAAUCUUUUUUUUCUUUUCGUAGUGCUUUUAAAAGUAGAUACAUACGACAUGUUGUGACGCUACAGCAAGCACGAAGGGACACAAGACCUCAGCCAAGGAGAACAAGACACAUGUCAGUCAGUCAAACUGCUACUACACUCCUCUGAGUUUUCACACGACCAGGUAUAAAUUGCCCACUAACCACAGAUCUAAGGUCAGAUAACCCAACCCUCAAACCUAAACCAUUAUUAGGAGGAUUAAAACAAUAUCUGACCCUGGACCAGUGAUUAGGGCCAACUUCUACCUAUUCCGUUCGAACAAUCAUCAAGACAGAUGACCUCAAUUUUUGGUUGCUCACUCAUUGUUUGUCUCUCAUUACCUAACAUGACCUUUGAUCCUAGGUUAUAAAGCUCUUACUGACAUAGAAGACGGAUAGUCGCUCAAUUAUUGUACGUACCCGUCUUCAGAAACCUGUGUGCUUCAUCAUCUUUUUCUGUGUAGCCUUAUUCCUCUUCCCCACUUAUUGUGUGCAUUUCUUUAAUAAAACUAUGUUCCACCACCAUUCAUUUAUCAUUAAUUAAUAAGGCUAGGUUUUAAGUCUGAUAUCACCUUGUAUUAAGCUAUCCCAUUCAGUUGUUACUGCUGCUUUGAUAUCUUCUCCUUAACCUUCAUUUGUAACCUCUCUCUCGUUAAGCCUUCACCAGUUGCAUAAUGCACUUGAUUUGUUUAGGCUCAGUGAACGAUCGUUUUCACCUCUCUAGAUGCGCUUUCUCUAUUUAAGUUUAGCUUUUCAUUUGUAGGAACGGAAAACGUUACGUUUUAUUUAAAUUGUAACAUCAACUAUAUAAAUAUAAAUAUAUAUAUAUUUAAAAAAACAUUGCAGGGUUUUUCGUUUCUUUUUCAGAGAUUCCUUUUACAUGUAUGUAUUGUAGGCAAUAUUUUGGACACAGGACAGGUGCGAUGGGAAAAAGGCUGUCCGAAGUUUUUAGAAAAAACAAUUCAACUUUUGUGCCAGUAUUUCUGUGCCCCCACCACCCAUGCCGACUUCAGUCACCCUUAAUAUAUUUUAUUUUGAACUUGAAACCAAUUAUUAAAAGAUACUAUCACAGUAACAUGUUCUGCAGUAGCCCAUGUUGAUUUUCUUCUGCCUGCGUAGGUCCUGUGAAACUGUCCUGUUCUGAAUGGGUAUCAGUGGACAUGUUUUGUCGUAUCUCAAUGUUACUUGAAUUUGUGUUUUUAUUAACUAGUCCUCGGCAUGUGCCCUAUGAAUGCUAUCGCCUGCCUAGCGGGGUGAAACAAAACAAGCUUGUUUUUAUAAAAGUAAAAACACAAGUGAACAUUUUAUCAGAAAUUUGCUAUUUUGAGUCGCUUUUAAAACUGACUAUUGCUUUUACUUUGUUUCGUAGAAUGAGCUGCCCAUAUUUGCGUUUAGUGCGGAUUUGGUGCUAAUGUUCAAGGAGUCUUUUUGUUUUGGAGGGGAGUGGUGCAUGGUGGGAAUUCUGCCUCGGAUGUUCUGAUUGUAAAAUGUAACAGAUUUUUGGUGUUUUGUCCAAAUUUAUUCAGUAAAUAAAUUGUGAACUGCA